Messenger RNA from Lathyrus oleraceus (garden pea), 1678 nucleotides. RefSeq lists its product as uncharacterized. The coding region runs from base 250 to 1395 and encodes 381 amino acids. Lineage: Eukaryota; Viridiplantae; Streptophyta; Magnoliopsida; Fabales; Fabaceae. The transcript is spliced from 15 exons. The record is from RefSeq and is a predicted model, not a curated record.
GUGUCAUCAAUCACUUUCACUGUAAGUUUGGUCGUUGCCAAACUAACGAAAACGAGAGAUAUUCCAUGGGCAAUAGCCACGAAUGCAUUUCAUAUAUUUCUCACCUCUCUCUUCUCUCUCUCUCUAUUCUUUUUUUCUGCAUCUGGCUCGCAAGUAGUUUGUGAUGAGGACUGAAUAAAAGGAUUCAGUUUUCUAUGAAGUCAAACAAAUCAUGGAGGUGGCCAAAGACAGAAAAGAAAGUCUUGUUUGAUGGGAAGACCAAGUUUGAAGAUCAAAAGGCUGCCUUUAAUGGCAGUUGCAUGUACAGUAAUGUUGUUCGUUGUAUAUAGGACUUCAAAGUAUCAACAUGCUCAAGAAGAGAUAGACAAAAGGCGGAGUAUCCGGAGAGAUGUAGAGCCAGAUGUGGCUCAUUCUGGAACGUUAAAAGGCUUGCCACGAGGUAUAAUACACGCCACUUCAGAUUUGGAGCUAAGGCCUUUAUGGUCAAAAAGUAGUUUAAGAUCAAAGGUUAAUGUUUACUCGAAUCGUAACUUGUUGGCAGUUCCAGUUGGUAUCAGGCAAAAGAGAAAUAUAGAUACUAUGGUGAAAAAGUUUCUCGCAGGAGGAGGUUUUUCAAUUAUUUUAUUCCAUUAUGAUGCCAAUGUGGAUGGAUGGAAGGAUCUUGAUUGGAGUAGCAGGGCCAUACAUAUAGCGGCUAAAAAUCAAACAAAGUGGUGGUUUGCAAAAAGAUUUCUGAGUCCAGAUAUAGUUUCUAUUUAUGAUUACAUCUUCCUCUGGGACGAGGAUUUGGGGGUCGAAUAUUUUUCCCCGUCUAGAUAUGUUAAGAUUGUAAAGGAAGAAGGGUUGGAAAUAUCUCAACCAGCUCUUCAUCCUAAUUCGACAGAGAUACAUCACAAAUUAACAGUCAGAGCUAGGACCAAGAAAGUGCAUCGACGGGUCUAUGAACUCAGAGGUAAAACUAAGUGUUCAGACGAAAGUGAUGGGCCACCAUGCACCGGGUUUGUCGAAGGUAUGGCUCCCGUGUUCUCUCGAUCGGCAUGGUAUUGUACUUGGCAUCUUAUACAGAAUGACCUUGUACACGGAUGGGGAAUGGAUAUGAAACUAGGAUAUUGUGCCCAGGGAGAUCGCAGUCAAAAUGUGGGUGUUGUUGAUAGGGAAUAUGUUGUUCACAAGGCGAUACCAACUCUUGGUGGUAAGAGUCAAGAUAUAAUCAAAAAACACGGCUCAACAGGAAUUGAUCUGAGAACCGAGAUAAGACGGCAAUCAUCAUGGGAACUGUCAAUCUUCAAAGAGCGUUGGAAAAAAGCCAUUACCCACGACAAAAGUUGGAUUAAACCAUUUAAGAGCGGUGAAAGACGCACAAGACAAAAGUGCAACCGCCGACUGUGUUCUUAGCAAUUCUUUCAUCAACCUAACAUGGUUUGAUAUGUUAGUCUUGCUUCAUUCAUAGCCCUUGGUCUCAUACAUAGUUAUAGGCACAAUUUAGUUUUUGUAGCUGAGGGAUUUCUCAAUUCAUUGAAUUUUGGAAGAUCUCAUAUUUCUUUAUAUUUUUUUGUUCUUUCAUGGAGCCAAUGUUUUGUUUCUUGUCUUUUUUCCGCUUUUUAAAUCUUCAUGUUUUUCCUAUUUUCAUAAAUGUAAAUACCAAAAUGAAUAAAAUAGUGAUUUUAUGUUUUUAUCA